This is a messenger RNA of Miscanthus lutarioriparius, 2472 nucleotides long. The record is from the annotation of a GenBank genome assembly. NCBI's taxonomy places the organism in Eukaryota, Viridiplantae, Streptophyta, Magnoliopsida, Poales, Poaceae.
AUGCGGCGAUGUGACCCGUUCUAUCUUUCCGAUGAGACGGCAGAUGUCCUGGGCAACAACUCCUCCUGCGGGUACCCUGGGCUGGACAUCGACUGUGUGGACGACAAGUAUCCCAUCCUGCAACUCGGCGGCGGCCCAGACUACUCGUACAACGUGACGGGCAUCGACUACACCAACUCCACCAUCUCCCUCGCCGAUCCCGAUGUCCUCGACGGCGAUGAGAGCUGCCCGGUCGACCACAAUGUCACCGUGCCGCCCGCCGUGUGGCUCAACUUAUUGCCAGAGUCUGGUUACCUCCUCUUCUUCGCCAACUGCUCCAUCUCCACUAUCCCUGGGCAGCCUUACAUCAACCCGAUCACAUGUCCAAGUUCUUUGGAUGGUUAUUAUUCUUUUGUGAUUCCUUCGGAUUCGGAGGUGCCCCAACAAACUUUGUCACGGGAGUGCAAGCAAGUUAUCCAAGUGCCGGUGCUUCAGAACGCCUCCCUGACGAUCGAUUCGCAAUGGAGCACCAACGGGUACCGCAACGCUCUUAAACAGGGUUUUCAGUUGGGAUGGAACUCGAGUAGGAAGUCCGACCUGUGCACCAACUGCGAGGGAUCCAAUGGACGUGGUGCCUACAACAGAUAUGGGGAAUUCGUGGCUUGCUUGUGUACCAACGGCCAAGUGAGCAACCAUGAAUGCACCAAAGGAUCAAAAGGGAAAACAGCAAUUAUUGUUGGUAUUGUUGCAGGCACAUUAUUCCUAUGUCUAGGAAUUCUCAUAUUCUUCUCGGCUCGUAAAUAUGCUUGGCUACCCCUCAAAUCGAAGGACGAACCAAGGAUUGAGUCCUUUCUACAAAAGAACGGAAAUAUACAUCCGAAAAGAUACACUUAUGCAAAUGUUAAAAGAAUGACGAAAUCCUUUGCUGUGAAGCUAGGCCAAGGUGGAUUUGGUGCUGUAUACAGAGGCAACCUCCAUGAUGGCCGCCAGGUAGCAGUUAAGAUGCUAAAGGACACCAAAGGUGACGGUGAGGAAUUUAUGAACGAGGUGGCUAGUAUUAGCAGAACUUCUCAUAUCAACGUUGUGACACUUUUUGGAUUUUGCUUGCAAGGGUCUAAAAGGGCACUUAUUUACGAGUACAUGCCAAAUGGUUCGCUUGAAAGGUACGCCUUCAAUAGAAACAUGAAUAGUGAAAAUUUACUAAGUUGGGAGAAAUUAUUUGAUAUAGCAAUUGGCACGGCUAGAGGACUUGAAUAUCUCCACCGAGGAUGCAAUACUCGAAUCGUGCAUUUUGACAUCAAACCACACAACAUUCUAUUGGAUCAGGAUUUCUGCCCUAAGAUAUCUGACUUUGGAUUGGCCAAGCUAUGCCUGAAUAAAGAGAGUGCCAUCUCUAUUGCUGGUGCAAGAGGGACAAUAGGUUAUAUCGCCCCAGAGGUCUACUCAAAGCAAUUCGGACUGGUCAGUAGCAAGUCUGAUGUCUAUAGUUAUGGAAUGAUGGUCCUUGAGAUGGUUGGAGCAAGGGACAAGAAUACAAGUGAAAAUAGUGAAUCUAGUAGCCAAUAUUUCCCUCAGUGGAUUUAUGAACAUUUGGACGACUACUGUAUCAGUGCUUCUGAGAUUGAUGGUGAGACCACAGAGCUCGUGAGAAAGAUGAUAGUUGUAGAUCAGAAUCGCGACGCCCAAUUCCUGAAAAUACUUGAACUGAGGACUAGAGAUGAUCGCUGCCCUGCAGUCAGCCACAACGUCAGCUUCGAUGAGUUGUGGCUGUACAACAGCAGCGCCUUCCACAACCUCACCUUCUUCUUCGGCUGCCACCUAGGCGAUUCCAUGACGCUUGAGUUUGACGCAUACAAAAUCAAAUGCGCGGAUUUCAAGAGUCCGCCAGAUGCUGGCCCAGGAGACUCCUUCGUGGUCAUGACUGAUGAGCAUGACAGGUAUCCGGAGCAAGAAUUGGCGAUGAACUGCAACAUGAUUGUCACCGUGCCAGUGAACCACGGUGUUCUGAUGGCAGCAAGUAACCAGCAAGACUUCAGAAGCGGCGGGUAUGGAGACGUGCUCAAGCGUGGGUUCGAGUUGGAAUGGGAACGUGUCACAGCGGAUGGGUGUCACCUGUGCGAGGAGUCGAACGGGCACUGCGCCUAUAGCCAGCACAGUGAAUUCCUGGGCUGCUUGUGCCACGGAGGGAAGGCGGGCAGCCCGGACUGCGAACACAUCGUCCCUGCGACUGCGAGCACCGCAACUGCAUCACGUACCCGUUCUCAGUGGCGCUGCCCGUUCUAUCUUUCCGAUGAGACGGCAGAUGUCCUGGGCAACGCCAACUCCUCCUGCGGCUACCCUGGGCUGGCCAUCGACUGUGUGGACGACGAGUAUCCCAUCCUGCAACUCGGCAGCGGCCCAGACUACUACUACAACGUGACGGGCGUCAAGCCGUCAACUACUCCAACUCCACCAUCUCCCUCGCCGACCCCGAUGUCCUCGUCUCCUCGAUGA